AUGUCCGAUCUUGAUGAAUUAUCUCUGGGCCAACCUCUACCUGUUCAAGUCGAAGCUCCUGCUCAGCUCGCAAUUGAAGAUGGCCAAACGGAUCGCAGUGUCGAGGCGGCAAAUUACAUCACAGAGGAGCCUGCAAAUCACUGUACUACUGACGUUGAUGCCGUCGAUAGCUCGUCGGAUUUGAAAGAUAUAUUAACACCAGCCUCAACGCCUUCCAUUCACGGGGGUCGUGAUGAAUCUACGACGGGUGAACGAGAAAACACAUAUAGCUCGGGACACGAUCCAACGGCGACUGUCGAUGUUGUACCCUACGGCGACUUGAUCCUCGAAGUCAGCUCCGACGCUGGAACUGCGCGUUUCAAGGUAUCGUCCCAGGUGCUCUGCAUAGCUUCACCGGUAUUUCGCGCAAUGCUGGGGCCGUCAUCAAGCUUCAAAGAGGCCUGCGAGCUACGCGCAUCUGCGGUGUCAUCAGAGCCAUAUGUACUCCAGCUCGGCGAAGACGACCCACAAGCUCUCGUAGUUGUCCUGAACGCUCUCCAUCUCCAGGGCUCGAAGGUGCCAAUCUCAAUAUCGUUCCAAAACCUAGUAGAUCUGGCCAUCAUCUGUGAUAAGUACGACUGCGCACCUGGGGUCACGCUCUGGGCCGAUGUUUGGACGGAAGUAUGGAAGAAGUAUGCGCUUGAGCCAGGGUUCGAGAGAUGGUUGUUUAUAUCAUGGACGUUUGGGAUCGACGAGAUUUUCAUGUCGCUUUCGAAAAAACUCAUCAUGGAAGGGGAGUUUGAGUGGAAUAAUCCAAGGUCUUUACUGUUGAAAGGUCAUCCCAUAGAUGAUAUGCUUAUCCCCGAACCUGUUAUGGCUUCGAUACUCGAGCAGCGGAGCAACACACUUAGGGAUAUGUUACAGUGUACACUAUCCUACAUAGAACGCUACACCCUCGCCUGGGGGCGCACAUUCUGCAAGAGUACCCGGACAGAGAAGUGUGACACCAUGAUUCUAGGCUCUCUAAUCCGAGAGUUCCGAUCCAAAGGUCUGAUUCCCACCCACGAGGAGUUCCUCCUCCGAAGUAUUGCCGACGUAGAGAAAACAAUUCGAGGUUUAAAAAUCCAGUUUUUUGAGAGUGUGAGUGAAAGGCAAGAGCCGUGUACACCAUGGACCUUGCAUGGUCCCGCAACCCCUCCGUAUUGUUUCAAACACAAGGAGAUAUCAAAUUGUCCAAUGACGAUGAUAUCGCAUGAGGCCACAUGUAGCUUUUUGCCAGAGUUGUUUGAUAGGAUUGAUGAUGCGCUGUCAGUGAUCGAUGGAUUGUGCUUAGAUGAUUUCAAGUCAACUGAGGCGAGAUCAAGGGAGAUUGGGGCGGCAAGGUGGGAGUCUUUGGUUUACAGGUAG
Molecule: messenger RNA, 1386 nt
Organism: Morchella importuna
Lineage: Eukaryota; Fungi; Ascomycota; Pezizomycetes; Pezizales; Morchellaceae
Exons: 4
Coding region: 1-1386 (461 amino acids)
Source: RefSeq, a predicted model, not a curated record